Molecule: messenger RNA, 2011 nt
Organism: Paramormyrops kingsleyae
Lineage: Eukaryota; Metazoa; Chordata; Actinopteri; Osteoglossiformes; Mormyridae
Source: RefSeq, a predicted model, not a curated record
AUUUAAUAAAGGACUACAGGAUUUUAUCUACACUGGGUUGAUAGACUCCCUUUGAUGUAUAAUCUAGCUAGGACCAGACAUCACGGUACGUGGACGAACAAGCUGUUCCAUUUCAAGGACACAGAACCAUAAAUUCCAGAGCAUUUGACAGUAGCAGAGCUAUUCAGCAUAUUUCACUAUGGCACGCACAAACACUUUUGGCCUGAGCAACAGUGGUGCUUUGGAUGAAUCUCCCAAUAUGCUCGUCUACAGAAAGAUGGAGGACGUAGUAGCACAAAUGCAAGAUGAAAAAAAUGGAAUUACUAUUCGAACAGUGAAAAGCUUUUUAUCCAAGACCCCGAGUGUUUUUUCUGGAUCUGAUGUUGUUCAUUGGAUGGUGAAAAAACUAAGCAUUGAAGACCAAGUCGAGGCUGUUCAUCUGGGGAGCUUAAUGGCAGCACACGGAUACUUCUUUCCAAUUUCUGACCAUGUUCUGACUCUGAAGAAUGAUGGAACAUUUUAUAGAUUUCAGACUCCCUAUUUCUGGCCAUCAAACUGCUGGGAACCAGAAAAUACUGACUAUGCAGUUUAUCUAUGCAAAAGAACAAUGCAGAACAAAGAUCGGCUGGAGCUUGCUGACCAUGAAGCCGAAAGCUUAGCCAGACUACAACGAGAUUUUGCCCGAAAAUGGGAGUUUAUAUUUAUGCAAGCAGAAGCACAAGCAAAAGUUAAUAGAAAGAGAGACAAGGUUGAGAGGAAAAUACUUGACAGUCAAGAGCGAGCCUUUUGGGAUGUUCAUAGACCAGUGCCUGGCUGUGUAAACACAACGGAAGUUGACAUUAAGAAAUCCUCAAGAAUGAAAAAUCCACGUAAAACAAGAAAGAGUGACACACACAACAACGGUCCAAACCUGACUCCUGACCCGGAGGCCUACCAGCUCACAAAGGAAGAGCUUCACAAACAGAUAAAACUUUGUCAAGCUCAGCUAAAUAGACAUCGGAUGAAAAUGUCAAAAGUUGCAGAAAGUUUGAUAGGGUAUACAGAACAGUACGUUGAGUAUGACCCAUUGCUUACGUCACCUGAUCCCUCCAACCCUUGGAUCUCAGAUGACACAGUAAUGUGGGAAAUGGCAGUCAGCAAGGAUCUGAAUCAGAAGAGAGUGCGGAGAUGGGGCUUUGGGAUUCAUGAGGUCUUAAAAGAUCCAGUGGGCCAGGAGCAGUUUUUCAGGUUUCUGGAAUCAGAAUUCAGCUCAGAAAACCUGAGGUUCUGGUUGGCUGUUCAGGAGCUGAAGAACAAGCCCAUCAGGGAAGUCCCAGUUCGGGUUUGGGAAAUCUGGCACGAAUUCCUAGCAGCUGGUGCUCAAAGUGCGAUCAAUGUUGAUUCAAAGAGUUACGCCAAAACCACUCAGAACUUGAGGGACCCUGGGCGCUAUGUCUUUGAGGAUGCUCAGGAGCACAUAUUCAAACUGAUGAAAAGUGACUCCUACAGCAGAUUCAUCCGUUCCAGUUACUACCAGGAGAUGCUGCAAGCUGAGAAAAAAGCAAGCGGCUGAUUCUGAGACAGGAUUCUUCCUCAAACUAGUCUGACAGAAGAGGAUUGUAAGAUAAACCCAAAGUUCACAAGCAAACAGGACUGGUUCAUAAAUUAAACUGGCUUCAAUGGGCUUGACCACUGAAAAACAGAUAUUUCUAUUUAUAUUCAUCAAUGUGCUUAUAACUAUAUUUCAAUAAACUCUUAGAAAUAUACACAAAUCACAUUUAGUCUAAUAUAAUUAGUAUUAUUAGUUUUGAGACAUAUGGUCAUAUAUUUAGUAUUUUUAUGUAUCCAUUUGUGAAACUUUUUUUCUCCCUUGCAACUGAAACCAUAUUUUUUGAUGUUUUAAAUGGAAAUUGAAUAUAAAUGUUUUUACUUGUUUCACUUAUAAUUUAAAAAGAAUGGACCGAUUCUAAUGAAAAAUUAUAAAAGAGUAAAAAAGUCCCAAGUUAAAAUUAAUGCACAGCUUAGAGCAGGGAUAAUAUGAGAAAGAAAUGAU